AUGUUUGGGGACCGAGGUGGAGCUAUGCCCGAUUUCAGGGGUAGAAAUGGGAUGAACAUGGGUCCCAGGGGCCCACAGGAUCGGGGGUCUCCUAUGGACAUGAGGAGGAUGGAUUGUCCACCUGAUAUGAGGGGGCCGUCUGAUAUGAGGGGCCAUGAUAUGGAACCACUUGACAUACGAGGGAGAGGAGAAUCACCCAGGGAUUUCCUGGGGAGACCUGGAGAGGAAUCAGACUUCGGCCUCCGAAGGCAGUAUGAAAUGGUAAUCAGAGACAAGCUGCUAAAUGCAGCAGCUAGUGGUGGUUUCAAGGGGCCAGGCCCAGGCAUGGGAGGGAGAGGCAUGCCACCACGAGAUCUACGAGAGCCAAAUGACAGAUUUAUGGAUAUGAGAGACGGGGAGAUGUUCCGCAAGGAUAUGCCAGGUUUCAACAAUCCCAAAAUGGAUGGAAGGCGAGGAGGAUUUUCCAAUGAGCCUAUGGGUAGAAAUGAGGGGUUCCGAGACAUGCGUGAUAGAGACAGGCCUCCAAUGGACAGGCCCCCGAUGGGCAUGGAUGACAUUGAUGGGUUUAAUAUGGACAUGCCUCCACGGGACCGGGACAGGGGAAUGAAGGACUUCGACAGGAGGGGUGCUUCGCCGUUGAAUCCAAGGGGAAGAUUUGAGUCUGAAAUGGACUUCAGAAACCGUGUUGGACCCCCGGCUGAAUUCAGAGGAAGGGACAGAUCUCCUGUAAGAUUUGGCGACAGUGAAGGUGCACCAAUGGAUGUCAGGGGAAGUCCUGGUUGCCCUCCAGAUCUUGGUGGCCCAAACAGACCCAAGUUUAUGGGUAAAGAUUCAGAAGGCACCCUUAGAGAUAGUGAAUUCCCAGAAAUGGAAGAGGUGUCACUUGCAGAGGAGUGGAAGAACCGAAAAAUGAAGGACACUCUUCCUUCUCCAAUGAUCAGAGGUCUUCCUCCUUUCACCUUAGAUGUGCAGGGACAGCGAUUCCCUCCAAUGUCCAGAGGGGGCGGUCUUCUUGGAGAGCCGCCAAUCUUUAAAGAAAGAGACAGAUCAUCCACAGAAUUCCCAGGGAAAAAGGAUGGGCCUCCCUUUGGCUUCCCUCGCAACGACAGAGAAGCUCCAGGUUUCCAGAACUGGGAUAAAAAGCCCCCCACAGAUUUUCCUGUCAACGAUUUGCCACCCUUUGGCCUUAGAGGUCCCCAGUAUCCUCCCUUUCCACCCAUGGGUCCUGGGCUCCUGCCGAACACCCCGAACAGAGAGAAUAACUGCCAGCGCUGGCCUGGAGACAGAGAUCCCAAGCAGAAUCAAAAUGCACCAAAUCGAGGUGACAGACCCCCAUACCUAUUAGAGAUGGACAUGCCCCCAUAUCUCCUAGAGAAGACUCUACCAACUCCACUUGGCCAGGGGCCAAACAAUAACACUAGUUUCAAAGGGCCGAAGGAUGCAUUGCUUGAACAAGGCCCAGAGAGGGUUAAGCUGGUUCCAGGGCCAGACUUCCAAGGCAAAGACCAGGACUACAGGGACAUUGAUUACAGAACAGGCCCAGGGAGAGUCUUUCACUACAAACCUGAGGCGCUGCAAGGACCUGAUGAAGUUCCAAAGGAAUCCAAACCAGUCCAGACUCCCAAAUUCAAUGACUCUGGUUCCCAGGUUAGUUAAGCAAAUGUAUAGACCAUUUUUUGUUGUUGUUGAUUAAUCUAAAUCAAAUUCCAUACUAAUUGUCUUGUACAUCUGUUGGUUGAGUGUUCCCCUUUUUCAUUUGUGAUUUUUCAAUUGCUUUAACCUGUUAUUUAAAUCUGAACUGUCAACCAAAGGAUCAGGAUUACAGGAGUGCGACUGUGAAGGACAAGGUUACUCAUACAAUUUGCAUCACUGGAAUUCCUAAGACGGCCACAAUGGAGCAGGUAGGAAUCAAAACAGACAUUUUGCUGUUGACUUUUCUGAUUGCGUAAAAUCAUCUAGUAAGAUGGCAGUUUAUAGACCUAUAGGUGUGUUUUUUAAAGGUUAAACCCUAACAAUAUUUCACUCUUGCAGAUUCUUGGUGCCUUUGCAGUCCGUGAUGGUGUCCCAAUGCAGGGCAUGAAGAUAAAGAAUGUUGUGCCAGGUGAGACAAAAGUCCCUGUGUGGACAUUCUCAAAUCGAACUAUAUCUCGAAUCUCCUACGAAUUGUUUCGCUAUUCGAAUCAUACGCUCAUAUUAUUUUCAAAGUGUCUUUGUUGCCUCCGAUGUUCUCGAUCUUGAUGCAAUCGCUCAUCAGUUCAACAGCCAAGUUUUCUUAGUAUUUAUCCAUUAGCGUUUUUCAUUCCUGACGAUGUAGGAACACUUUCAAAACAUUUUUGUAGAAGCUUUCAUCCUCAACGAAGCAGCCUUUGACAGUGACUAUCUGUCACCACAGUUCAUGUGACAAGCAUUUCUUGCGUUCACACCAUUUAUUUCAUUAUACACAAGUUCCUAUUUUUUUUUUAAACAAAUAACUCAUUGAUUACAUACGAAUAUAGGCAGCAAGCCUGUAUUACAGACAACUCUAAGUGCUUUGCUGAGGCUUCAGGUUCUUGGUGUUGCGUUUCUCGUCAUUCAGCUUAGACCGACAGUUUGAUUGUAAGACAGCUUCAGCCAUCUACUCCCAACUGUUUAUUCAUAUGCAUACCAAAGAACAUCACAUUCAUAAAUGCUGCAAGAUUAGUUUAAACUGUGUUCAGUUGAAAAGGGCUGUGCUCAUGCAAUGUAAAGUGUUACAUUUCAGAUCCCUGAGACGCUACAAUACCAUGUUUCUCAGUGACAAAGUUUUGAUAUGUCAGCAAGACAAUCCAUCAAUGGCAUAGCCUAUAUUUCAUGUGAAAUAGUUUCUUUCAUACACCGUACGCCUAUGCCUUAGUAGCACAUAGGUCAUACCUUUAUGCUAUGCUUGUAGGAACUUACCUUUUUUAGGGAAAUUAAGCUGUAGUUGGCAUACUUGUUUAGAGACAACAUUCAGUCCAUAGUUGGAUCAGGAAAAUAUGUUGGUACUAGCAUUAAAUAAGGACAACAUUGCCAACUCAAAUACAAGAUAAAUUACAAAAAUGCAUAUUCUGCAAAGGUGCUGUAUUAGUGGCAGUGGAGACAUUGACAUGCAUGUCAAAACAUGAAUAAUUAGGACAAUGUUCUCCCCCCCCAAUGUAGUCAUCGAAAUGCAACAACAUCACCACAAAUAUGCUGAAUGUGAUCUCCUUUCGUGAUGUGCUCUUGAACUGCUGUCCUUACUGGCAUUGACUAACUCAAACCCAUCUGUAUUUCAAAUGCUGUCCCCAGGUUACAGCUACGAUACGGCCUAUGUGGAGUUUUUAAACCUCGAGGAUGCAGUCCACUUCAUGGAAUCCAACCAGGUGGCCCAUCCUCGUCUCUCUACGUCGACUGUGCCUUCGGGCAGGAAGAAGGCUUGGGCUGGGGGGCUGGCAUUUUAUAAGGGGUUUAGGGGAGGGAGAGGUGGGAGCAGGGUUGGUUAUUGUUUGGGUAAUUUGUCGUAGUUACUCCCUACGUGUGGGUGUGUGUGAAUUUACCCUGUUGGUGUAGGUUCAGGGAUGCUGAGAAUAGCUUUUGGGCAAAAAUUAGACUUUGCAUAAUAUUUUAAUAAUACUAGGUCGAGGAGGCGUGCAUCUGGUGCAUUGUACACUGAGGGUACAAAACAUUAAGAACACCUGCUCUUUCCAUGACAGACUGACCAGGUGAAUCCAGGUGAAAGUUAUGAACCGUUAUUGAUGUCACUUUUUAAAUCCACUUCAAUCAGUGUAGAUGAAGGGGAGGAGACAGGUUAAAGAAGGAUUUUUAAGCCUUGAGACAUGGAUUGUGUAUGUGUGCCAUUGAGGGUGAAUGGGCAAGACAAAUAAGGCUGUUCUGAGGGCAAAGGUGGAGGGUGCCGCUCAAUAUUAGGAAGGUGUUCUUAAUGUUUUGCGCACUCAGUGUAUGUCUAAGCCCAUGGGCAUAGUACAUAAUGUGUCUGGUUCCUGCAUUCUUGAUCCUCUGUCCAUCGAAGUCCUUAGUUGGAUUGGUUUUCUUUAGUGAUAUCUCUGUUCAUUGUUAGAUGGCAAUGUCAAGGUGAGUAAGGCAGCCAUUUCUGAGAUAGCAUUCAAGUCCAUCUUAGGGUUUGUUCCGUUCUUUCUCAUCUUUGCACAGAACUUUAACAUACGAGAGUUGCUUUUAAUUUUGGUGAAAGCCAUUUUCCUUUUAUCAGUCCUUUGGUGGCAAUAUUGGAAAGUUGAUCUCUUUAUGCUUCUGAUUGCUGUGUCCCGUUGACUUAUGCCUUUUUGGGAAUAUCUUGCCUUAACCUUUGGCUAUCUACAAGCCCAACUUUACCCCAAUUACUCUGGGGUACUACAUUCUAGAAUACUCUGACUGUUUGUUGGGGGUUUUGCUCAUUCCUUGUUCUCAACAAGUGGACAGUAAUGUUCUAUUCCAUUCAUCUUUCUCUACACAUAGAGAGCUGUGCAGCAACCAUGGUAUUAUUUCGCAGUGCUGAAUGGAUAGACUCCAUGCCUAAAUGCGUCCUCCACAUCACAUCCACUCUUGCCUGCGAAAUACAAGUAUAAAUCUGCUCGACACCCAUUCACUUGACACUUGAGGAGUCUUUUCUCUUGACCACAGUUCUUUGCUCACUUUUUCAUUUUGGUGACUGUGAGGCCUUCCUUUUGGUCACAUUGGUAUAGGUUCAUGUAGAGUAUCAGAAGCCUGCAGUGGUUGGUUUUUAGCCAUGGUAGCACAGGUCAAUGUCAGUGGUGCACGCCACCAGUAUAGUAUAACUGAUAUUCUUCCAACCAUGUUGGCCGAAUCUGGUACCCAUAUUGAAGGAGUCAUGGCGCACCAUAUUGAAGAAUUUGUGACUCACUACAAUGUUAAGCAACAGAUGAUCAUCAAGGCCAGAGCUAUAUCUGGCUCUGAUAAAGGCUGGAACGAUGCAGAAUCAGUAACAGGUGUUACAUGUUCCUUUGAUCUGUCCUCUAUGUUAAUUUACUAAUUGGGUAGCUGGUUGGUAGAAUGGUUUUGGAUUUUGUAAAAAUCAUUUGGUUACAUGAGAUUUUAAAGGCAUGCGUUCCCUCUAUAAAAAAAUGUAAUCCAUUCGGCUUUAUCUUUUUACCCAUCAACAACAGAAAACGUUUAAAGUAUACUUGUCUCGGCAAGUGGGGGUUAUUGUAGAUAUAACUGCCACUCACCAUUUUAGAUGUACUUGCAGUGCAUUCGGAAAGUAUUCAGACCCCUUGACUUUUUCCACAUUUUGUUAUGUUACAGCCUUAUUCUAAAAUGGAUUAAAUAUGUUUUCCCACAUCAAUCUACACACAAUACCCCAUAAUGACAAAGCGAAAACAGAGCUUGAGAGGAUCUGCAGAGAAGAAUGGGAGAAACUCCCCAAAUACAGGUGUGCCUAGCUUGUAGCGUCAUAUCCACGAAGACUUGAGGCUGUAAUCGCUGCCAAAGGUGCUUCAAAAAAGUACUAAGUAAAGGGUCUGAUUUACUUAUGUAAAUGUGAAAUUUCAGUUUCUAAAAACCUGUUUUUGCUUUGUCAUUAUGGGGUGUUGUGUGUAAAUGUAAUCAAUUUUAGAAUAAGGCUGUAACAUAACAAUGUGGAAAAAGUCAAGGGGUCUGAAUACUUUCCGAAUGUCGUGGUCAAAAGUUUUGAGAAUGACACAUUCAUUUUCACAAAGUCUGCUGCCUCAGUUUUUAUGAUGGCAAUUUGCAUAUAUUCCAGAAUGUUAUGAAGAGUGAUCAGAUUAAUUGCAAAGUCCCUCUUUGCCAUGAAAAUGAACUUGAUCCCCCAAAAACAUUUCCACUGCAUUUCAGCCCUGCCACAAAAGGACCAGCUGACAUCAUGUCAGUGAUUCUCUCGUUAACACAGGUGAGAGUGUUGACAAGGCUGGAGAUCACUCUGUCAUGCUGAUUGAGUUAGAAUAACAGACUGGAAGCUCUAAAAGGAGGGUGGUGCUUGAAAUCAUUGUUAAAUCUCUGUUAACCAUGGUUACCUGCAAGGAAACGUGCCGUCAUCAUUGCUUUGCACAAAAAGGGCUUCACAGGCAAAGAUAUUGCUGCUAGUAAGAUUGCACCUAAAUCAACCAUUUAUCGGAUCAUCAAGAACUUCAAGGAAAGAGAUUCAAUUGUUGUGAAGAAGGCUUCAGGGCGCCCAAGAAAGUCCAGCAAGCGCCAGGACCGUCUCCUAAAGUUGAUUCAGCUGUGGGAUCUGGGCACCACCAGUGCAGUGCUUGCUCAGGAAUGGCAGCAGGCAGGUGUGAGUGCAUCUGCACGCAUAGUGAGGCAAAGACUUUUGGAGGAUGGCCUGGUGUCAAGAAGGGCAGCGAGGACUGUGGUAAAGUCAUUUUCUCUGAUGAAUCCCCUUUCCGAUUUGUUUGGGGCAUCCGGAAAAAAGCUUGUCUGGAGAAGACAAGGUGAGCGCUACCAUCAGUCCUGUGUCAUGCCAACAGUAAAGCAUCCUGAGACCAUUCAUGUGUGGGGUUGCUUCUCAGCAAAGGGAGUGCGCUCACUCACAAUUUUGCCUAAGAACACAGCCAUGAAUAAAGAAUGGUACCAACACGUCCUCCGAGAGCAACUUCUCCCAAUCAUCCAAGAACAGUUUGGUGACGAACAAUGCCUUUUCCAGCAUGAUGGAGCACCUUGCCAUAAGGCAGAAGUGAUAACUAAGUGGCUCGGGGAACAAAACAUCGACAUUUUGGGUCCAUGGCCAGGAAACUCCCCAGACCUUAAUCCCAUUGAGUACUUGUGGUCAAUCAUAAAGAGGCUGGUGGACAAACAAAAACCCACAAAUUCUGACAAACUCCAAGCAUUGAUUAUGCAAGAAUGGGCUGCCAUCACUCAGGAUGUGGCCCAGAAGUUAAUUGACAGCAUGCCAUGGCGGAUUGCAGAGGUCUUGAAAAAGAAGGGUCAACACUGCAAAUAUUGGCUCUUUGCAUAAACUUAAUGUAAUUGUCAAUAAAAGACUUUGACACUUAUGGAAUGCUUGUAAUUAUACUUCAGUAUACCAUAGUAACAUCUGACAAAAAUAUCUAAAAACACUGAAGCAGCAAACUUUGUGAAGACCAAUACUGUGUCAUUCUCAAAACUUUUGACCAUGACUAGUUAAACCUGAGAUUUUUUUGUCUAUAAACCAACAGCUUGCAUGUCUGAUCCAGCACAGUCAUGCCUUGAGGCAAAUAAGUGUCACACAUUUACAGUGCACUGCCAACACAAUGGUCUAUUGAAUUUCACAUUUUUGAAGUACAGAUUUUAAAUGUACAAAUUUGACUCCUACACAAUCAAAGAAUAAUAGAUUUGUAAAUGUAUCUAGGAAGACCAGUAAUAUGAAAUUCAUAAUCUCCUCCCCAAAGUGCUUUUGGUAGUACUGCACAUAAGAAAAGGUUGCGUUUCCUCCUGGCAAACAGUAAUGCAAUUGCAUGGAGGAAAUUCUUUGGAAGAUAUUGGUCGAUAUGGCUUCCGUAUUUCUGUCAGAACUAUAAUGUUUGUCCUAUUACCCUCUCUACUGAGGAGGACUAAACCUGCCACAGUGCAUGAUGGGAGUCUGUUCUCUUGGAACAUUUAGAAUUGUGAGUCACUUGGUUGGCAGGGAAGCAGAUUCCUCAGUUUGGAUCUAGUGCACUCUCUUCCUGUUUUUCAGGGAUCGCUGAAGGUUGGCACUAAAACGGCUCUAAUGAGAUACGUCCAGCCGGACAGAAGUGUCAAGGAAGCUCAAGUAAGUGUUGUAUGUCACACAGGAAGGGCCUGUUGUGGAUGGUAGUGAUUUAUUCCCUUUACCUUGGUCCAUAGACCUUGUCAAUUUUUAGAAUGCUAGUUGCAUAGGUCUUUUUAUGCUUGGUAUUAUUUACCCCAAGAUUUGUAUGCGUGGGAGAUAUGUUUUGCCUGUAUUCUUAUUUUUUUUUAAAGCCAUAGGUUGUUGAGACAACCGCCACUAAGUAAUUGAUGUGCCUUCUCUCGCUGCGUUAGGAACCAGGCCACAAGGCAGGCCCUCCGGCCCAGGAACCCCUGCUACCAAGCCCAGGCCAGCUCCUGGUCAACAAGGCCAAGGGCGACCACCAAGACCAGAAUGGCUCCCAGGCCAAGUCCCCAGUGGACCCCCUGUCCCAGCAGGGUUCGUGGCAGCGAAGCUCAGACCUCACCCCAGAGGCCUGGCAGCAGCAGGUGGACCAGCAGCUCAGACGGCAAGAGGCUGAGCAGCAGGCAGAGUCCUGGGCCAGCCGCAACCCCCCUCGCCAAGGCCCCGGCCCUCAUCAGAUGGACCCCAUCUUUAAGGAGAGCAAGAGUGAGUGAGCUGGGCAAUAUUGUAGUAGUUGGUUUGAGGUGUGACUGGAUAAUAAUACAUGUGUUUGUCUCUAUGGAUAACUGUUAAAACUUUGAUGUGGUAUUAUAGCUCCAAGUUUAUAGAUCAGUAUGCUUGUUCUCCCCUCUGUUGCCCUACAGCCAUGAUCAUAAAGAAUGUGAAGCCCACCACGACAGUGGAGACCAUCCUAAAAGCCUUAGACCCCUUUGCCUACCUGGACGAGAGGAACGUCCGUUUGGUUAGAGGCAAACCCCCGGGUACCAAAUGCUUCUGCUUCAUUGACAUGGACUCUCAUGAGGUAUCACAUAGCUGCCAUAACAUGUCAAUUAAGCUGUUUUUUCAUGGUUUAUCACACUCCCAUUUCCACCUGAUAUGUGGAUUUGAAAUGGAUGAAUGUCUGAGAGUUGUACCCUGCUUAAUGGAUGUCAUGACGUGGCCUUUUUCCAUCCUAGCAAGUGACCCGUCUAGUUGACCUGCUCACCAAGCCCAGGCCUCUCUCUAUCGACGGGGUCCGGGUUUACGCUGAGGUCGCCAAGCCUCUGAAGAAUCAAAAGUGAGUCUUAUAGCAUGUUAUAUCAUGUAACCACUGUUCUUACGCUGAAACGUGUGAUGUUUUGCACUACUGAGGAUUUGAUGGUCUUUUCUGCUGCUAGCUACAGAAGAGAGUUUGAUAAAUCCAACACUUCUCUCCUGGGUUACCCACCUGAGGCCAGUAUGAUGGAGGUAAGUUAGGGGUUUGGUCUCAUUUUGGGUUUUGAGUUAGUUAGUGUGUUGGUUAGAAAACGUAACGUGUUGUUUUGUGCUUUAAUUCCAGCCGCAGCAGUACUAUUCAUCCCAACCCCACAAGCAGCCACCAGGAGCCCCCCCACCUAACAUGCAAGGUGAGUCCUCUCUCCUCAGUCAGUAUCCACAUUCAAACACUAUUCUGCCUGAGGAUUUGUACAUGAAGAGACGACACAUUUUGUCGUGGUCUGGUUUUGUGUAUCUUUCAGCUCAACAUGCUUCAAUCAUCAGGUAAUGUUGGGUAAAAAUGACGAGGAAGAAUACAUUUUAUCAUUUUUUACCUAGGAGACCAUAUGGGUGGAUCGAUGAGCUCAGACAUCCCUCACUCCCAUUCAUCUGUCUCUCACUUGAAUUCCAGCAUGGCUCAGGUGAGAUACCACCAUCAGACUAUUAUAAACCACUUUAUUCAAAAGGAAAGACACUCACACACAUCCAUUCAUGCUACACACACAUCACAACUGCUGCUACCAGACUCUUCGUCUUUAAAUUGUGCAGUAUUUAGCAAUAAUAACUCCCGAAAACACGUGUCAAUAUUUGACUAUAAAUUGUUGCCUUCCUGUAUUAUACUUAUGCUAAUAUGUUUAUUCUAUUAUACUGAGCCAUUUACUUCAUGUUCGUAUUCUUAUCUUGUAUUAUUUCUUAUUGUUGUUGCAUUGUCAAGAAGGAACCUGCAAGUAAGCAUUUCGUUGGACGAUGUAUACCAUGUGUAUCCUGUACAUACUUGAAGCAUUGAUAAUGAUUGACAGUUUAAACAGAGGAAAUGCGUGAGUGAGUGUCAGUGUGAAAUGCCCAGGUAACCAAUGCUUCCCUCUCCCACAUCCCAGGGAGGUGGCUAUGGUGAACCUCCACUAGUUGAUCCCUACCAACAGGCUCUGGACCCCCAGGUCUCCUCUGCAGGAGUAAUGGCAGCUACAGGAGACCAUGCCACUGAUGGCUACAGCUAUGGUAAGGCCAAGCAAUAAUGCCCCUCUCAGACAUCAGGGGAAAUGCAGCAGUGGAAAGAAUGCGAAUAGACAGGCAUUUUAUCAGUCUCAUCUUGUCAUACUCUUGCAAUAACUGACCUUCUCAUUUCUCUAGCUACUGAAUCUCCUGACAUGACUAACUACCUGUAUGAUGCCACUUCUGGGUUCUACUACGAUCCCCAAACUACCUUGUACUAUGACCCUGCCUCUAGGGUAAGUGUGCUACACAGCAGCUCAUAUAUGAUCUGAUACAUGCUCUUGAAAUCAUUAUCUUUGUGUAUCUGUGCUUCAUGUCCUGUGUCUGUUUGUGCAGUAUUUCUACAAUGCCCAGUCCCAGCAGUACCUUUACUGGGACGGUGUGUCUAAGACGUACAUCCCCGUGCCCGGAGGACACUCUGCAGACACCCAGCCCCCCAUGGCCCAGUCUAGUGUUGCCAUGGCACCUGACGUACAGGCCAUUCUGGCCAAUCCAGUAGCAGACGCUCCACUGGACAUGAAGAAACCAGAGCCAACCCCUCACGUCGACCCUCCCCGGGUCCUAAACCCUACUCCUGCCUUGAACCCCAUGCCCAACCCUUCCCCUGAGAAGAGAGAGGAGGAGGACACUGCCCCUCACAGCCUUGACAAGAAAGACAAAGACAAACCAGGAGAGAAAGAGGAGAAACCCAGGAGCCUAGCUGCCUCCAAGGUAAACCCACAUUACCACAUUACACUCAUGUACAAUGAAGCUAUAGGAACAACCCUCUUGCCCAAAUACACCACUUCAUAGAUGGUUAAUACAUAUGUGUCUGUCUCAGGUCAUGAAGGAUAUGGAGCGCUGGGCUAAGAUCCAGAACCGUCAGAAGGACAGCGUCCGUUCCCCGUCCCCCGUACUGAAGACCUCCGGGGGCGGGCUGGAUGACAGGAAGACCUCCAAAGCAGCUGAUGCAGCCUUUGCCAUCUUCGAGAGGAAGGUGGGUGGAGAGACUUGCAAAUGCAUUUGCUUUGUUUAUUUUCACUCUACAUGUGUAGUGGGCAGUAAUAUUUGGCAUGUAUAUACAGCAUUUUAUAUAUACACUAUAUAUACAAAAGUGUGUGGACACCCCUUCAAAUUAGUGGAUUCGGCUAUUUCAGUCAUACCCGUUGCUGACAGGUGUAUAAAAUCGAGCACACAGCCAUGCAAUCUCCAUAGACAAACAUUGGCAGUAGAAUGGCCUUACUGAAGAGCUCAGUGACUUUCAACGUGGAACCAUCAUAGGAUGUCACCUUUCCACAAGUCAGUUCGUCAAAUUUCUGCCCUGCUAGAGCUGCCCCGGUCAACUGGGCAAGUGCUGUAAUGUGAAGUGGAAACGUCUAGGAGCAACAACGGCUCAUCCGCGAAGUGGUAGGCCACACAAGCUCACAGAACGGAACCACCGAGUGCUGAAGCGUGCAGCACGUAAAAAUCGUCUGUCCUCGGUUGCAACACUCACUACCGAGUUCCAAACUGCCUCUGGAAGCAACGUCAGAACAAUAACUGUUUGUCGGGAGCUUCAUGAAAUGGGUUUCCAUGGCCGAGCAGCCACACACAAGCCUAAGAUCACCAUGCGCAAUGCCAAGCAUCGGCUGGAGUGGUGUAAAGCUCACCGCCAUUGGACUCUGGAGCAGUGGAAAUGCGUUCUCUGGAGUGAUGAAUCAUGCUUCAACAUCUGGUGGUCUGAUGGACGAAUCGGGAUUUGGCGGAUGCCAGGAGAGUAAUGAUUUGGGGCUGUUUUCAUGGUUCAGACUGGGCCCCUUAGUUCCACUGAAGGGAAAUCUUAACGCUACAGCGUGCAAUGACAUUUUAGACAAUUCUGUGCUUCCAACUUUGUGGCAACAGUUUGGGGAAGGCCCUUUUCUGUUUCAGCAUGACAAUGCCCCCGUACACAAAGCGAGAUCCAUACAGAAAUGGUUUGUCGAGAUCGAUGUGGAAGAACUUGACUGGCCUGCGCAGAGCCCUGACCUCAACCCCAUCGAACACCUUUGGGAUGAAUUGGAACGCAGACUGCGAGCCAGGCCUAAUUGCCCAACAUCAGUGCCCGACCUCACUAAUGCUCUUGUGGCUGAAUGGAAGCAAGUCCCUGCAGCAAUGUUCCAACAUCUAGUGGAAAGCCUUCCUAGAAGAGUGGCGGCUGUUAUAGCAGCAAAAGGGGGGAACAACUCCAUAUUAAUGCCCAGUAUUUUGGAAUGAGAUGGCCGUAUAGUCUUGGUCAUGUAGUGUACCUCACAUGCGCCUCGUAAUAAGAAUAUGCAUUUAGCCCAUUUUAAUGAAUUGUCUGACUCCAUAAAGAUUAUUUAGCAAUAUGCAAGAACACCAUAGUUGAGUUACAGUAAUAGGCAAUGAAGAAAUGUCUAAAUACAAUCUUACUUUGUAUAAAAUGAUUGGAUUCGCAUACAAGGCAUAAAGCUUAAGUUACAAAGCAAUAACAGGCAUUCUAGGAUAGAGGGAGAGAUCUCGAAGACCCUUUUAUAAGCAUCUGCGUUGUUUGGAUUCAAAAUCUGAGUUGACCAAAAGUGUUACUGUACCGUUAACCUCCAAUCAGAUGUCAGACCUACACAACAGAACUGCGUCUCAAAGGUGUAACAAUGGGGGUUGGGAAGAUCAACACAGAGAAGGCUGAAUUCCUAAGAACCCACGAAAUUAUUGCAUACAUCUGAUAAGUCACUUCUAGAUGUAUGUAUUUAUUUACAAUGAUUUGAUUGAUUCUGCUGUUUCCCCAUACAGGGCGGAGACGACCUCUUCAAGAAGCCUAUGGCUCCUCCCAAGAAAGAGGGGAAGGGCUCAAAGGUGAGGUUGGUUAAUUGGUGAGAGGUCACCGCCAAAUGCCUACAAUGUUCUGUGGUGUGUGAGCUGGGGAAAGAACGCAUGAAUUUGAUUCCAAUCCAUGAUGUCUGGGCUGUUUUCCUCACUCCCUGGUGACCAUGUUCCCGAACUUCCUGCUCUCUCCACCCUACCCAGCAGUCCAUUGGCUCUCUGGGCCUGCUGGCUUCAGACUACGCAGCUACAGGCAGUGACGAGGAGGAGGAGGUGCAGCACGAGGCUCCUCAGGCUUCUAGGAGCCAGUCCCAGGACGAGGAGGAUAAACUAACAGACUGGAAGAAGAUGGCCUGCCUGCUGUGUAGGAGACAGUUCCCCAAUAAGGAUGGCCUGGUGCGCCACCAGCAGCUCUCUGACCUUCACAAGCAAAACAUGGAGAUCCACAUGAAGAUCAAGAGGUCAAAGAAGGAGUUGGAGGCUUUGGAGAACCAGGAGAAAGAGGUCAGUGGAGGCUUGAUUUUUCAUCACCUUUUGCACAUCUGAUGUACAUACACAUUUGAUAUGUAGUCGUAAAGCAGUUCAAUAGUCGUGAAUAGCUAAAUUAUAGUUGCCAAUUAGUGUAUACUGGCACUUAGACAUGAUCACCAAACCAGACGGGGGAGUUUGGGUCAUCUGAUACCCCCCAGACUUAGGAGAAAUCGCCACAAAUCAACAGUUAAAUACAGACCCAUCAUUGAAUGGAACGCCUUAACUACUAGAGCUGGUGACGACAAACCAAAAUGAGUGAAACCGACCAUUUAUCAAGAACAUUUAAUUGAUAUUGAUAAUCAUUUCACUGAUAUCGAUAAUAACGAUAAGUAGCCUUUACUAAAGGAAUGUGAAGUUUGAAAUUAAGUUGAAUGGGCUAUUACUAACUGGACAAAUGAUGGCUACAACGUUCAAAGUAGUAGUAGUUUUAAGGGUUAUAUAAAAAAAAAAGUAACUGGUGCACAUUAAUGUUCUGAAUUUAUCGUUCAAUUUAUGGUUCAUCGUGAUAAUUCAGUCAAUUUAUCGCGAUAUGGAUUUUUGUCCAAAUAACCCAGCUCUAUUACCAACUCAUAUUUCCCAAGCAAAAAGUACAUUCACAUUCAAGAAAACAUUAAAGACAUCUAAUGAGAUAUGACUGGACAGAUACUGAUCCCUGAAUAUGCUUGUUAAAUGUUAACUUUCAGGUAUUUUAAAUGUCUGUAAUAUCUACUUGUUAAUGUUUUUUUAAUGUAUGUAAAUUGUAGUCUUUGUCUGUAAUGUCUUUUUCGUUACGUGUCGGACCCCAGGAAGACUAUGGGGAUCCUAAUAAAGUAAAUGCAAGUAUGUUCAAUAAGUGUUCUUUAAAUCAAAUCAAAUCAAAUUUUAUUUGUCACAUGCGCCGAAUACAGCAAGUGUAGACCUUACAGUGAAAUGCUUACUUACAAGCCCUUAACCAAUAAUGCAGUUUUAAGAAAGAAUACAAAAAAACAACAAUAUAAAUAGUAUGAAGUCAUCGCUGUUCUGAGGUCCAGAAGCUCUUUUCGGUCAUAAGAGACAGUAGCAGCAACAUUAUGUACAAAAUAAGUUACACACGAUGCGAAAAAACUAACAAAAUAGCACGCACGGUUGGUUAAGAGUCCAUAAAACGGCAGCCAUCCCCUCCGGCGCCAUCUUUACAUUAUGAGUGAUGUAUUCAUGUCUGUAAUCUGUCCCACAGCUGAGUACCGGAGAGUCCAACGGCUCCCCAGAACAGAAGAGAAGGAAACACCAACAUCAAUACCAGAAUAGCUGGGCUGGUGGCUCCAGGGACAUGCAUAAAGGCAGCGAGAGACCUGGCUUAGGCUCUGAACCUGUUGAGGUACGUCUCUAACUCAGCUCUCCAACCCUGUUCCUGGAGAACUACCGUCCUGUAGGUUCACACUCCAACCCUUAAUGUAGCACACCUGAUUCUAAUAAUUAGCUGGUUGAUACGCUGAAUCAGGUUAGUUACAACUGGGGUUGGAGCGUAAACCUACAGGAGGGUAGCUCUCCAGGAACAGGGUUGGAGAGGCAUGGACUAUAACAUUUUAAUGUUUCUGUCUAGUCCACCAGAUGGGUUUCUUGGUGAUUUUAACCCUUUGUGUUGUUUCCUCUCUCCUCCUCUUGUCUCACAGAGGAAGAAGAAGGAGCCUGUUGUCUGGAACCAUGCCACCUACAAACAAGCUGUGCGCAAGUCCAUGUUCGCACGCUUCAAAGAGCUGGACUGACCUCUUCCUGUGAACUCCAGGGGUGCAUUCAGUUCAGUACGUUUUGUGCUCACUGUUCUUCAACAGUCUUUGAGGUAUGUUUCCUGGUGGUGGUUGUGGCCUGAUCAAUAUGGAUGUGACCGUUUGAAAAAUCCCAAAACUAAUGCAGCACACACCGUACACAAUCUUCCUGUGUCACCAUAACACAACAAACUGGUCGUUCAGAACUGCACCGUUUCCGUGGAAUCAAACGUUGCACCACGCUCUGUUCUACUUAACGCACCCCAGAUCACACACUCCUGCCCGUGUCCCUGUGUUUGUCUGUGGGGAGUGUUGGUCAACAUAAUGGACCUGCAAUGCCUCAGGAGAGCUUUUGGACUGAGCUCGCCUCUUACUGUACCUGUGGCCCCACUUCACUGUACAACAAGGACUUUGACUCACCAGCAAUGAAAUCAGGCCGUAGCCCGCCCGCUAAGCUCAACUGUUGAGGCCAUGGAGCUGUAGGGAGACCGCUAGGGCCUCCACGUUUCUGCAGUAUUUCUGCAGACGUUCACCCAUCCCUAUCCCUCCGCUGUACUGACUGCAGGAGCGAGGCAGAAGCAGUGGUGUUGAGGCUAAGCUGCUUCACAGACUCACCCCAAACAUCAAGCUGGCUUUGACUGGCUCCUAAUCAAUCCUUUUAGGGAUGUAGCUUUUUGUCUUGCAAUGUGUUUUGGAUGGCUGAUGUGUAGUAUUAUUGUGAUGUGUACUCAGCAGCCAUAUCUGCCAUUGUAGAAUCCCUGUAUGCCACCAGCUGGUUCCAGCUACACACUGUCAUUUAUUUUAACAGAUGUUUUUAUAUGGACUUAUUCCUUGCCCUGUUUGGUUUAUACUCUGUAUUAUGUGUACACAUUUUUAAGUAAAAAAUAAAUCAACUAGAAUUUGAGCCUGGUUUAUUUAUGUGAAAGGAUGUGUGUACUGUUAGAUUAGGAAUGUGUGCAGUGAUUUACUUUCUCUCUCUCUAGACAUCCGGGUUGCCCCCCACAAUUUUCAAAUGUUCGAUCUUAACACAUCUGUACGUAAUCAAACGUCAGUUAGGCAUAGAGGAACUAUGUCACUCCCACCCCGGAACAAAUUGUUUCCCCUUAUCGAAGUAGCGAAAAGAGUCCGUCAUUGAAACCAGACCCUAUUCAGUCACUGCUGUUGCCUAGGGUCGGGUUUACGAGACUAGUAUCUGUCAGACAGAAAUGAUAUUCAGCAACUCUCCAUUGGGUGGUAGCAGUGUUCUUUAGAAAUGUGUACUGUCACUAAACCUGAAUAGUGUUGUACCUUCCCAUGAUGUUAUAUGGUUAACCCUUAAGAUAAUACAAUGAACUGGAAUGUGUUUCAUUGUUUGAAUAAAACAUGAUUGUUAGGGAAUUGGUGCAAUGAUCUCUAUGUUUAUUGGUCUAGGUGAUUUGUUGAAGGUAAUGUGAAAAGGAUGUCGUUUGGCUGAGGUAGAACAUCAUGAGGAUGUUCAUUUUGUUAAACAUCGGUAUUACCUAUAUCAUCCGGUAGCAAUGGUGCUACAAGGUAGGAACAAAAACUCUCUUAGCCUCCCUGAAUGAUGUCUAAUUUGUUUCUGUUUUGUUUAGGUUAGGAUGACUAAACCGUCCUGUCUUGAGUCCAGAGGGUCAGUGUAGAAUCGGGUGAUUAAGCUAAUAUUUGGUAUGUUUUCUAUAAUUUCCUGUUUGCCCCAUUCCUGCUCUACAGCUGUCAGAAUAUGGGCUCCACCCCAUGUGGGUUUGGCGCCAUAAUUGGAGAUGACCUGGAUUUAGUGUACUCACAAGAGGAACCAGACCAUGGUGGAGCCCCAGGGGCCACAGGAAGUCAAUGCAGAGCAGAACAGCAGGAUCACAACUGAACGUAGGGGCUGCUUAAUCCCACUGAUGGUAGUCCGACUUCGUAGUUUUCUGUCAUUGGAUUUUUUCCCUCUUGGUUUAAACCAGCGAUAUCAAACUCGUUCCAUGGAGGGCCGAGUGUCUACGGGUUUUUGGUUUUUCCUUUUAAACAGUAGAAACUGAAUCAUUAUAUGAGCACCGAGAAUGGCAAAAAAUGACUCAUCUGUCCAGUGGCAUAAACAAAAUCAGACACAAUAUUGCUGCAACAAUAUUUUUGCUGGGUAUGGUCAAAUUUGUGACUAGAAAGAUGACAUUUUAAGGGAAUUUCCAGGUUUAAAAAAAGCCAUGAAGAUUUAAUUUGUGUUUAAUACUGUGCAAACCCCAUCUUACUGUAUCUGAGUCUGUACAUUACAUGACUCCCCACUCAGGGGAAAACCCAUUGUUUUGUGAUUUCAGCAGGUUACCUUUGACUCAACUUUACUGUCUGCCAUCCAACCUGCUCCUUUUCUCUUAGGUUGCUCCAACAAGGAGUGGUUAAUGCAGUUUCUAACCAGAGGCAUUGACAGUGAGGAGUCU
Molecule: messenger RNA, 17453 nt
Organism: Coregonus sp. 'balchen'
Lineage: Eukaryota; Metazoa; Chordata; Actinopteri; Salmoniformes; Salmonidae
Source: the annotation of a GenBank genome assembly